AUGCAUGAAAAUGUGUAUGAGACAAGUAUUCCGGCAGAAAAUAUUUUACACGGAUUGGCCCCGCCGUUAAAUAAAGAUAUUAUUCUUAAGGCGCUUAAGAGGGACCAAGACAAAGUGCUAAACCCAAGGAUCGAACCAUUCACAAGUGUCACAAAUGCAUAUGACUCACUUAUUCCAUACCACAUAUUCAUAUCCCCAACAUAUGACGAUUUAAUAUAUAGCAGUGUAAAUAGGGUGCCGGAUAUACAGGACAUGACAGAGACACUUGAUAGCUUAACUAAAAUUCUUUGCACAGAAGAAGACUCGUUUAAUGAGCUAACUGUGAUGGAGGAAAGAUUAAAAGUAGAAGAGGAAAGGUACUAUCUCAACAAGACAAUAAACUAUAAAGAAACAAAGAUAAAAGAGAUUAAACAGAGAUUUAUCCGGUAA
Molecule: messenger RNA, 429 nt
Organism: Nematocida parisii ERTm1
Lineage: Eukaryota; Fungi; Microsporidia
Exons: 1
Coding region: 1-429 (142 amino acids)
Source: RefSeq, a predicted model, not a curated record